This is a messenger RNA of Mangifera indica (mango), 856 nucleotides long. Its product is annotated as protein yippee-like. Lineage: Eukaryota; Viridiplantae; Streptophyta; Magnoliopsida; Sapindales; Anacardiaceae. The record is from RefSeq and is a predicted model, not a curated record. Gene Ontology annotation, cellular component: ubiquitin ligase complex. The coding region runs from base 250 to 639 and encodes 129 amino acids. The transcript has 5 exons.
AUUCCUGAUGGGGCCUAGACUCCAGUUGCGAGUCUCACAAUCAAUAUUCGAUGCAGAGAAGUAUAAAAAAGAGACAAAACCGUUUGCUCAACGUCUCAUCAAUUUUACUUUCGCUUCACAAUCAACACUUGUCUACAUAUCUUCAUUGUUCAACCAUCAUUAUACAUAAUCGAUCUGUUUUUUCAAUGCAUUUUUUCAAUAUAAUUUCUGGGUUUCGUUGGUUACAGGGUGCUUGAUUGAUUUGUAGACAUGGGGAGACUGUUUUUUAUUACUCUUGAAGGAAGAAUUUAUAGCUGUAAGCACUGCCAUGUCCAUCUCGGUGUCGCUGAGGACAUCAUUUCUAAGUCUUUCCACUGCAGGCAUGGAAAAGCUUAUCUAUUUGAUAAGGUUGUGAACAUCACAGUUGGUGAGAAGGAAGAGCGAAUGAUGAUGACUGGAUUGCACACUGUUGUUGACAUUUGCUGUGUUGGCUGUGGCUCAAUUGUAGGGUGGAAAUAUGAAACUGCACAAGAGAAGGCUCAGAAAUACAAAGAAGGAAAAUACAUUCUUGAAAGAUUUAAGGUGUUAGGUCCUGAUGGAAGCAAUUAUUUGGGCAGUCCAGAAGGCCAAGUUGGUGGAAGUGAUGAAGAUGUUGUCUGAUUGGCCACUGUUUGUCACUAAUAAACUUAUUUAAGUGUAUAUUCUCUAUAUCCUAUAAUCUUGUUUAAACUUGCCAUUUUAGUUUACAAGCUUUGCAAAUCACUUUAGAACAGAGGCCAGGUUUCCAAUUUCAAUUCAUUUGGUAAUGAAAUCCUUGUAGAAGUUAGUUUGCAUCUGGCAUGGAAUAAUUUAUAUUGUUGAAAUUUCUACUCCCAAA